ACUAACGUGCUCUCACGGAAAUAUUUCUAGGGCGCGUAGAUCUGAGCUGGGGAGCUCGAGAGCUCGGCGAUGGGGGGGACAGCAUCGACGCCGCGGCCGGAUGCGCGGCCGGAAGAACACCGCGAUUAUCUUCUCGGGGCGAUGGUAGGCGGCCGAAUUUACGAUCUAAGCUCCAGCUUUUGGGAGAAGCUGUUGCUGCUGCCUCCGGCAUUCGAAUGGUCCGUGGAGCGAGUGAAUGAAGCUGGCGCUCUACUCGCUCAGAACAAUCUCCAGACUCGGCAUUUCCCCAAAUUGCUCGUCCAUCUCGUGUGGAGCAUCCAAGAGGUGACUGCCUCGCCGGGAUCCAAAUCCUCGGCCGUGAAAGUCAUCAAUGCGACGUACUUCUCUCGGGUGUUUCUCAAGUACUUAAUCGAGAAUUCUUCCUCGUCUUUCUCGAGCCAUCUCGUUCUACACAUCAGUGAUCACGACGCAGGGAUCUCAAAGCUACCCGAAGGCGAUCUAAAUGUUCCCAGCCUAGUGCUGCAUGGAUUGCUGACUUUCAUCGGUGCCUCGGAUAUAAAUCCUUACACGUACAUGCUACACCUCGAGCUUGUGAACUUGCUUCUCGUCAUGAUGUCGACACAGCUUUAUUCGCCUAUGAGCGCAGGCUUUCAUCCAUUUCUAGAUGCCGCUAUUGCACAGGAAAGCUAUGUUGUUGGUCCUUUCAUUCGCAAGCUGCUCCUUUCGUUUAUUGCAAGAACUCCUUUGCCAUCAGAAGCUGCGUACUACGGGACGCAGGACAAAGAAACGGGUGUUAUACGGAAAAUGAGCUCAGCAGCUGCGACGGUGUUUAUGCUGCCGUACUACACCUACACGUAUUUGCUGAGCCCCGGGAGUGACCGCUUUUCCAAAUUCCCGUUGGCGGAUAACAGUUUGCUUCUGCUUUUGGUUCUUGUUCACUAUGGAAAGAGAACCCAUGUUACUCCUCUGGACAAUGAUGUAGAACCUUGUACCGAAAACUUGGCGGUGGGUCUGCACAACCCUUUUCGUCGAGCACUAUCAUCCUCAAGAGAUACAGACUUUGACAUCGCAGACAUCGAGCAAGCUGGGCAGGGAGUUCGAAUUCCGUUUGCGGCCUUGUUUGAUAGGCUUGGACCGGGCCUCACCGAAGACGCAACUAUUUUGCUCCUUUACUCGCUUGUCCAUGGGAAUCCGGCAUUCUUGGAGUACGUGCUAGUGCGAACUGAUUUAGACACUCUGAUUAUGCCGGUGCUAGAGAUGCUUUAUGAUGUACAGAAACGAACUCCAAAUCAAAUAUACAUGCUCCUGGUUAUCUUUCUUAUACUUAGCCAGGAUUCGACGUUCAACGCAAGCAUACACAAGCUGAUAUUACCAGGGGUUUCUUGGUAUAAAGAGCGUCUUCUUCCAGGGAUUUCUCUGGGAUCGUUGAUGGUUGUCAUUCUUAUCAGAACAGUGAAGUUCAACCUGUCCAAGCUUCGAGAUCUAUUUCUUCACACAAACUGUCUUGCCAUUUUGGCGAACAUGGCCCCACACAUGCAUCAGCUCAAUGCUUAUGCGUCUCAAAGGCUCGUGAGCCUUUUCGACAUGCUCGCACGAAAAUACAAGAAGGUUGUGGAUGCCAAUAUCAACGUCAAGGUUGCGGUUGCGAAGCUCGGUCAGGUGGAAGGCUUUGAGGCUUCAGAGGAUAUGCCAACAGAGCUACAUAUCUACACUGAUUUUUUGCGCAUUGUUCUGGAAAUCAUUAACGCGAUCCUAACGUACGCUCUUCCUAGAAAUCCGGAGGUUGUGUAUGCGCUUUUGCACAGACAAGAGUUGUUUCAACCGUUUAAGGAGCAUCCUCGUUUCUAUGAGCUUCUGGAGAACAUAUUCAAUGUUCUAGACUUUUUCAACGUCCGCAUGGAUGAUCAGCAGUCAAAUGCGGAGUGGUCCGUCGAGAAAGUCUUGCAAAUAGUAAUCGCAAACGCAAGAUCCUGGCGAGGUGAAGGAAUGAAGAUCUUCACACAGUUGCGAUUUACAUACGAAGAAGAGCUCCACCCAGAGGAAUUUUUUGUGCCAUACAUUUGGCAGCUAGUAGUAGACCAAAGAAAUAUAGAUUGGAACCUCGACAUGAUCUCUUUGUUUCCAGCCAGAUCACAAGUAGAACUUGGAGACGGCCAUGUUGAUAAACAGCUACAAGAUAUUCCUGUUUCAACCAAUCCUGUUUGAUUUGCUUGUCCAAACUUCCGGGGUGAUGUAUAAGCUUUUAGAAGAGAGAAUCUAAAGAAUAAUAAAGAAAGAGAAGAACAAAAAUA
Molecule: messenger RNA, 2291 nt
Organism: Selaginella moellendorffii
Lineage: Eukaryota; Viridiplantae; Streptophyta; Lycopodiopsida; Selaginellales; Selaginellaceae
Product: dymeclin
Exons: 18
Coding region: 70-2205 (711 amino acids)
Biological process (GO): Golgi organization
Cellular component (GO): Golgi apparatus
Source: RefSeq, a predicted model, not a curated record